CCCCCCCCCCCCUCUCUCUUUUAUCUGUGUGGGGCCUGUGAGAGGAUAAAGGGACAUGUGAACGCCUCGCUGAGCAGACACUCCUCGCCGAUCGGACCUCAGCGGACAGACGGCUGCACAGGUGAAUAACAGGACGAAGGAAAAACAAACGCCAAGAUGUGUUGCUCCGGCUUUCUCAAAGUCAUGAUGUUCGUCUUCAAUGGCAGCAUCUUUCUGGCGGGCGUGUGCAUCCUGGCCGUGGGGGUGUGGGUGAAGGUGGACAGCGGUUCCCUGCUGGGCUUGCUGGAGACCGUGGAUGGCGCUCCGCCCGGGUUAUCGCAGCUGGCCAACGUGGCCUACCUGCUCAUGGCCGUGGGCGGCGUGCUGCUGCUCAUCGGCUUCCUGGGCUGCUGCGGAGCCGUCAGGGAGAGCCGGUGCAUGCUGCUCACGUUCUUCAGCAUAAUGCUGAUUAUCUUCCUCGUGGAGGUCGCUGGAGCCGUGGUGCUGCUCGUCUUUAAGGAUGUGGCUGAGCAGAUUCUUGACCACCUGGAGGAGGACGUUCAAAAGAGCAUUAAAGAGGAAUAUGGACGCAACAACAGUUUCACCUCUCUCUGGGACGCCACCAUGGAGGAGUUUAAGUGCUGCGGAUACAAGAGCUACAGAGAUUUCAAUGGCUCCGCUUUUCACAAUGACCACGGGAGGGAUCUUUUCCCAACGGCGUGUUGCAACGAAACCGUCCCCGCGUGCGACACGGACAAAGCCCACGGUUCGAUGAUUGAUGGCUGCUUUACAAAGCUGCUGCAGCUGAUCAAGGAAAACGCUGUGGUCAUUUCCGCCGUGGCCCUGGGAAUCGCUGCCCUCGAGAUUGCUGCCAUGGUGGUUUCAAUGGUCCUCUACAAGAAUAUCGGCAACAAAGCGUGAUAUUUUCAGUUUUAAAUUCGAUCAUGACGUUCCAAUCGGUGGAGAAAUCAUACGUUAGGGUUUUCUAUAUAGUUUUUCUAUGUAGACUUUUUUGAAUGGAAUCAAAAAAGACAAGUCAAGUGAAGCAUCUAAAACAUUCUUAGUUUCAUAACUACAUUUGUACACAUUAUUCUGUGAUUUAUUUAUGUUUUAAGUAGCAAACAUUGUUAGUGCUGAUACAUAUAGUUAGUAAUAUGUGAUGAACUGGAAAGAUCUGCUCAAGUCGUGUGCUUUGUAAAUGUCUUACACUCACUGCAAGCUCUAAUAAUCACGAUAAUAUCUAUUUUUGUAUUUUUAAUCAUUUUGAAAUAAUAAAUGUCACAAUAUCGGGUGG
This is a messenger RNA of Pungitius pungitius (ninespine stickleback), 1273 nucleotides long. RefSeq names its product tetraspanin 34a (gene tspan34a). The record is from RefSeq and is a predicted model, not a curated record. Bases 157 to 900 code for a protein of 247 amino acids. The transcript is spliced from 8 exons. NCBI's taxonomy places the organism in Eukaryota, Metazoa, Chordata, Actinopteri, Perciformes, Gasterosteidae. Gene Ontology annotation, cellular component: plasma membrane.